GUGUGUUCGUAACAAAUCUUUCAAUGGCGAUUAUUGAUGACGUUUAGAAAUCAAACUAUCUCGCUUUACAUGUGAUAACGCACUCGAGUUCCAUUUGCGGUUCAUUUACUGUACAACACUAGGUUUGAACCGUUAUGAGGAGGCGAUUGUUAAAUACUUGGAGAAGGUUUUAGAUAUGUUAUUAACAUAACACUUUGUGGAUGAACAUCCAUGCUCGGCAUAAUUGCUGAAGAGGUGACAAGGAAAAAAUCAAUUUUAUCAGCAGGUGUUCAUCUUAUAUGCAUAAAAAAUAUCAUAAUGAAGAAAAUUGAACUAAAAGUUGAUAGAUAUAUCAUUAGUGCAAAGAGUCAUGGUUAUGUUAGUAAACAUUAUUGAUGUCCCUUUGCAUUAUUAUUAACCAAGAAAAUAGUAAAUAGGCGCAAAACAUGGAUUAUGAUUACAUGUCUUUUCAUAGAGAAAAAGAUGUUCAUAAUAAAUGUUAUGGUGGAAGAUUAUGGUGCAUUAAAGAUAUAUGUGGUAUUAUCUGUGCAGUUUUAACAUGGUUGUUAAUAAUUUAUGCAGAAUUUGUAGUAAUGGCAGUGAUUCUUAUACCUACAAUAAACACUUUAUAUUCUAGUUUACACACAGUGAUAUUUCAAUUAUUAACUUUCCUAGCUUUCGCAUCUCAUCUAAGAACAAUGCUCACAGAUCCAGGUGCUGUUCCCAAAGGGAAUGCUACUAAAGAAAUGAUAGAACAAAUGGGAUUUAGGGGUGGUCAGGUUAUUUUUAAGUGUCCAAAGUGUUGUUCUAUUAAACCAGAUAGAGCACAUCAUUGUUCUGUUUGCCAAAGAUGUAUUAGAAAAAUGGAUCAUCAUUGUCCAUGGGUUAACAAUUGUGUCGGAGAAAAUAAUCAAAAAUAUUUUGUAUUAUUUACGUUCUACAUUGCUGGAAUGUCAUUGCAAUCUUUAUUUUUAUGUAUACAACAAUUUACAACUUGUGUGAGACAAGAGUGGAAAGAGUGUUCUACAUUUAGUCCACCUGCAACUGUGGUAUUGUUACUUUUUUUGGCUUUUGAAGCUCUUUUAUUUGCUAUUUUUACCGCUGUAAUGUUGGGGACACAAUUACAGGCAAUUUGGAACGAUGAAACUGGCAUUGAACAACUUAAAAAGGAAGAAGCGAGAUGGGUUCGCAAUAGCAGAUGGAAAUCUAUUCAAGCUGUAUUUGGGAGAUUUUCUAUCGCUUGGUUCUCGCCUUUUACGUCGCCUCCAAAGGGAAAAACAAAGUUAGAUUCUUAUUUGUAUUCAGUGUAAUAUGUAAUGGUACGUGGUUGUAUCCCAGGGAUAUUUAAUACUUGUAAAUAUAAUGUAAUUGUGACGUAUCAUGAAUUCAUGUACAAGUGAACAGAAUAUUUGUAAUUUUAUACUGUUACCUAACAUUCUUAUUUUGUCGUGACCACUCUAAGAAGUAGCUAAAAAAUGAUCAAUAUUUAAUGUAUAUUUUAUUUAUCAAAAUAUAAAGGUUUGUGAAUUCGCAAACAUACAUCAACUACGUAUGUUUCCCGGGAAGCUUGUAUAUUAGUGUACCGAUAUCAUUGUAUUGUGAUAAUGCCAGAUGUUUUCAAAUAUUUUACUCAUGAUACACCGCAACGUAUUUAUUGUACCAAUGUAACAUGCAUUUUAAGAUAUAAUAUGUGCGAUAAUGAACAUACUGAACAAGACAUUAAUUUCACAUCAUGAGUUUUGAUAAAUUUGGCAACCGAUCGAUGUUUUGCACCGUUUAGAUAAAGUACAUUGCACAUUGUGAUAGUAGUGUAUUCCAUUAACAAAGGAAACUAGUUUAUUCGCAUUGCGUUACAAAGAUUAAUAUAAUUUCUAUUUUUUAACGACAGCUUAAAACAGACAAUAAUGUUGAACGUCCGAUUAUUUGCGAUACUAACAAGCUUUUUAUAACGUCUUAUUUUCCGAACAAACAUAUAUUUUCAUUCUAUUUACUUCUUCGUCGAUUUUGUAUUUACACGUGGAUACCUGAUUUUUUGUAUAAAUAAAUUGUACAGUUUCUUACUUUUA
Megachile rotundata (alfalfa leafcutting bee) is the source of this 2045-nucleotide messenger RNA. RefSeq names its product palmitoyltransferase ZDHHC3. Gene Ontology annotation, molecular function: palmitoyltransferase activity. The record is from RefSeq and is a predicted model, not a curated record. NCBI's taxonomy places the organism in Eukaryota, Metazoa, Arthropoda, Insecta, Hymenoptera, Megachilidae.